GAAAAAUGAGAGCAAUUGAUAUAACAAUGGAAUUGAAAGAAUGAUUCAGUAUUUAAAAGAAAAAUCAAGGAAGAUGCGCCUAUAUUAUAUUUAAUGUAUGAUUUUCAUAUUUUACAAAGGUACUGUAUGAUCUCCUAUAAAAUAAUAAAUCGGUUUACGAUACCUUCGUUCACUACACCACUAUAUAUUUAUUUUCACGUAAUAACUUGUACCUUGAUUCUGCUCAAAUUCUAACGAUGAUGAUGAUGUUGAUAGGCAUUGGGCGAAGUAAUCUGAUAUCACGAUGUAGUUUCCAACUUGUAGGAGACUUAACAGUUAUGUUCAUGUUCAAUUAUUGAUGUUUUUUUUUUUCAUGAACUGUGUCAUUUGACGGUGACAGAACGUUGUUUACAAGAUGAGGUGUUCAUUUUAUUGAAUUUAGUGCCAAGAUAUCUUAUAAAUUUUACAAUAAAUGUUUACUUGAUUGACAUUAUAAAAUAUAAUUCCACAGUUUAAAGUAACAUGCCAAUGAACUUACUUCAUACAUAUAAUGGCUAUUGGGAGAACUAGUGGAUGAAGAUUUGUAGCCUUUAGUAACUUCCUAUUUUUAUAGAAUUAAUAUUAUUGUAUUGGUUGUUACUGGUUAAAUCAAUUUAUAACAACAUAAUUUAACAUUCCAUGUGUAAACGAUGGAUCAAUGCUAACAAAGUGUCAGUUUCGGUGACAUUAUGCUGAUAGUCAUCAUGUUGACUUUAUCAUAAUUGUUGUAUUCAUUCAUCGUACUAUCAAUUGUAUAGAUUUCAUUCUUAAAUUGUUUAUAAUUAUUAAAAGAAUGUAUAUUUGCAUAGUACUCUGUCGGUAUUGUUGUUAUAGACAUGUGGUUUAGUAAUACAAUGUGUUGUUUUCUAAUUUUGAUAUUGAUUAUCAUUCGUUUACUCUUUUUGCUUUAGCGUAAUCAAUGUCAUGGUUAAGUAACUUAGCCAAUAAAGCUGAGAAUUUUUUGAACACUCUGGAUAAUUCAGCUGCAGAAGUCUUCAGAUCAACUGAUCAACAGAGAUUUCUUGAAGAACAUAUCAGUGACUAUGUGGACAAUAGUAGCAACUAUCCUAUUGAGACAUCAUUUAGAUAUCAAACAUUAACCGAUUCUAAUCAACCUAAUGAGUUGUUGAUAAAUUCAAGAUAUGAUAUGCCUGUUACAGUAAAACCAUUGGAAAUGUCCGCUACAACUAGUUUUUAUCAAUCAUUAUCAGAAAGUAAUAAUCAACGUACACUAGUUGAUACACUAAAUAACAACACUUCAUCUGAAUUAUCAUCAUCGUCUUCUAUUCCAAGCAAAAUAUCCAGGAAUAAAGAUUUAAAAUCUGCAGCCAAAUCAAACAGUUUGAUACAACAAUCAAAUGAUUUAGAUCUAUUUAAUUUUUUAAAUAAUAAUAAAUCAGUCAACUCAGAUGAAAUCACAAAUCCAUUAGAACGAGACUCAGUGAGACGAGAUUCUUUAUUAUCUACUAGCGAUAAAAUUGAUGAAGAUCAGAGUAGUGGUUAUGAAACAUCACUGUCGACUAAACACUCUGGUACACCUAUUAAAACAAGUAAAGGAGAAGAGAGUUCUGCUGUAACAACUGUUCAUGAACUAGAGGUUCUAAGUGAAGAUUCUUGUAAACAGUCACGAAAUACACAUUCCUCCAUUAUCAGUGAUCUUCAACUAGAGAAUAAACUUCUUCGUAGUGAAGUCUCAUCUUUAAGUCAAGAAGUGUCUGGAUUAUUGCGGCGUAAUCAUAAAGCUUCAGAAGAAAUUAAACAACUUACUGGUCAGGUUGAUCGUUUGAACAAUCAACUAAAAGAUUCUGAUCAACGUGUUCGUGAACUUCAAAUUAAAAUUAAAGAGUCUGAAUUAUCGAAAACACCAAAUAUCAACAAUGUUGAAUUGUUAGAAACUAAAUUAAAACAAACCGAAAUGGAAUUGUCAACUGUACAAAAUAAUUUGAAAUAUGUACAAUCUCAAUUGGAGAAAAAUAAGCUGACAAUUAAUACUUUGGAAGCUAACCUGUAUGAAUCUCGUCAACAGAGUUUAAUUGCAGAUAAACGAAUUGAACUAACUCAAAAUGACAAUAUUCGAUUAACACGUGAAUUAACACAAUACAAAGAGAAAGCCAAUCAUAUUUUGGCAAUGAAAGAACGAGUGAUUUCAUCAUUACGUGGUCAAGAUGUAAAUUUAGAACAAUUACAAACUACAGUUGUUAAUAAUGAAGAUAAUUCAGAAAAUGAAUUGAUCACUUCUAUACGUGCAGAAUGUGAUUUAUUACGUGAAGAAUCUAGUCGAUGGCGUCUAGAAGUUGAACAUAGAGAAAUGGCAAUACAAGAAUUGGAAUUACAAAUGCAAGCUGAGAAAGAUUCAUUAAGACGUAAUAUUGAGCUAUCAGAACAACAGGCGGAACGUGAAAAACAACUUCGAGAAGAAGCUGAUACAGAGUUGGCGCAUUCAAGACAAUCUAUACGUGAAUUGGAAGAGACAUUCAGUCGUCAAAAAGCUGACCUACACAAUAAACUAAUGUCAACCGAGUCAGAAUUAGCUCGACUUAGACAAAUAGCAUCGAAUGAAUCGGUACGGAAUACACCUCCUACACGAAGCGAUCCAGAAAAUAUAUUAACAUUAGAAUCACGUAUUAGACAACUAACCGAUAAUCUUUUAUCAAAACAAGAUGCACUGGAUUCGGUAUUGGCACAAAAUCAUGCUUUAAAGAUUCGACUUGAUCGUGUAUUGAGUGAUAAUGAAUCACUUAUUUCUGCUUUACCUAAUUAUGAUACUCAAUCGAUUUUGGGAUAUAAUAGGUCUUAUCAAUCAUCUGUUGGAGGUUAUGGAUGUACUAAACUUAAUCUACAUGAUACCCCGAUUCCUAAACAAUUAAGACCGUUAGUUUAUCGAAUCGAUAAUUUUGGUAUACAAGUCGUGAAUAGUUUUCGUCGAUUCCCAGUUAUUCGUUUAGCUCUUAUCAUUUAUAUAAUAAUUCUCCAUUUAUCGAUAAUAAUUAUAUGUUUCAUACCAGCGGAUAAUAUGAAUAAGAAAACUAUUACAGUUGGUGGCAAUGGCAAUAAUAAAUUGGUUAUAGAAAAUCCUCCUAUUGCAGUUCAUCAACUUCCACUUGCUUUAAAUAAACCUUGA
Molecule: messenger RNA, 3139 nt
Organism: Schistosoma spindalis
Lineage: Eukaryota; Metazoa; Platyhelminthes; Trematoda; Strigeidida; Schistosomatidae
Source: the annotation of a GenBank genome assembly